AUGGUCCCUAACGGUGACAGGCUUUUGCUCCUUUGGACUGGGUUCCUUUUUCGCCUCGCUGCUUGCCACCCACAGUCGGGUCUCGCGUACCACGGAGUUGACCGGCUGCCGCCUAGAGACAUCGGGCGGUUCCUGGACUCCGCGAACCAUGCGACGCUCAACAGCCACGUGCUUGGGGAAGGCACUGGGAGUGCAUCCCCUUCGUACCUUCAACUCCAUGCAUAUAAUCCGGCUCUCGACGACGGACUCGAAGUGCCUCAACGUUCUCUGGAGAGCGCGUUGUACCAGCCGACGCCGAUCCCUGUGGCCACCACAGCUACCGAUCGAAGAGCCAGAAGAAGCCUCCGCCGCUUAGCCGCAGGAAUUCCAAACGAAGAGCGUCAAUCGAGGGCCUCCUCGACGUUCCGUGCGCUGCUAUCUAGCAGCAUUAUCGCUGAACUGGAGUUCUCGCUGGACAUCCUGCGAGUCCUUGUCGACUCUGCGCGCGGCUCUCCCGUCGUGUACGAUCUGGAGCGCACUCUCGGCACAGGAACCUCGUCGAUCGUCGUCCAGGCUGUGCAAAGCUCUUUCACACCUUUGCCAUCCCAUCGUGAAAUGUUGCCCCGCUUUUUGUCGCGGCUAUUUUCGCAUCGUUCAACGGACACUCGUUCGCGCGUAGCGUUACGGUUCCCCGUGGUGAACCUGCGUAAAAAGCAGGUAGAAUAUCCUCACUUGACCGAGGGAGAAUUGCUCGACCUGUUGCUGAGGAAGCAGUUGGAAAGGGAACUCCACGCAGUCGCAUUGGUUUCCGCAGCCGCCCGGCAAGUGGAGGGGAUUGACGGGAAAUGGGGCUUCGUGCUGCCCAUGCGACUCGGCCGAGUGGCGACUCAGAGGACCACACUGGCAAGGGAUCCUGAUGGAAAUGCUAUGCUGAACUUUGCUUCGGAGAUGCCUACAAUGUUAUGUGAUCUGCUCUGUAUUAUCUACAAGCGCAACCGUGGACCAUCAUUGGACGCUUACGUUCUAAAGCGAGUCCUACAACUUGCCGUCAACUUGGAGACGUUGAGUUUGGUGCAUCUCGAUAUAACGCCGCAAAAUGUGCUUAUCGGGCAGGAUGGGCAACUCUACCUGGGGGAUUUCCAGAGCGUAGUGCGAUCCGACACAACUGUUCCUUGCAGAGACAUUCCGAUGUCAGCCUACACCGACCCACGGUUGGCCUACUGCGCCGUCGUUACCCCAGACGACCAUGUUGUCGUUGACAAAUCGCACGACGCCUGGAUGGUUGGAAUGCUAUUGCUCCAGUGGCUCUGUGGUGACGUCUUUUUCGAUUUAAGAACGACUGUUGGUGACCCGGGCCAGCGAAUGCGUGUCCUCGCUCAAAUGCACCAAGACUUCAGAGAGACACACACAUAUGCGGCCCCUGUCACAGCAUUUCAAGACUGGGAAAGAUGCAGAGGCCGCAUCAAAGGUGCGCACAAAAGACUCGUUCAGCAACUUCUCGACCUCAAUCCUUUCACAAGGGGUACAGCGACCCUUCUCUUCGCUAGCUAUUUCGCUCCCUGA
Neospora caninum is the source of this 1542-nucleotide messenger RNA. RefSeq lists its product as hypothetical. Bases 1 to 1542 code for a protein of 513 amino acids. The record is from RefSeq and is a predicted model, not a curated record. Gene Ontology annotation, biological process: protein phosphorylation. NCBI's taxonomy places the organism in Eukaryota, Apicomplexa, Conoidasida, Eucoccidiorida, Sarcocystidae. Gene Ontology annotation, molecular function: protein kinase activity; ATP binding. The transcript has a single exon.